AUGGACGAGCUGAGCGAAGAGGAGCGGGUGAUCGACGACCAGAACAUCGACAUACGGAAUAGAGGAUGGAACUUCCUUAUCCCAAUCGGUCGCACUUGGACGCAGCACGAGGAGAAGAACGAUGCUGACGACGCUUCGGAGGGUUCGGAUGGGUCAGACCGGUCUGGAGAGGGUGGAUCGCUUAUGGAGGAAGAAGAAAACUCUCAGUCCUCGGAAGAGGAAGAGGAGGAAGACCUCGAUGCGGAUAUGGAGGACCUCGACCGCACCGCGGAUGCGUCUGGAGACAUGAGCGAAGAGAUGGGCAGCGAGGAAGAGGGCUCGGAUGAUGAGGAUGCCGAGUCUGAACCAUGA
Epithele typhae is the source of this 351-nucleotide messenger RNA. RefSeq lists its product as uncharacterized. The transcript is spliced from 3 exons. NCBI's taxonomy places the organism in Eukaryota, Fungi, Basidiomycota, Agaricomycetes, Polyporales, Epitheliaceae. The record is from RefSeq and is a predicted model, not a curated record. Bases 1 to 351 code for a protein of 116 amino acids.